Messenger RNA from Phanerochaete carnosa HHB-10118-sp, 3529 nucleotides. RefSeq lists its product as uncharacterized. The annotation marks the transcript as partial. The transcript is spliced from 5 exons. The record is from RefSeq and is a predicted model, not a curated record. Lineage: Eukaryota; Fungi; Basidiomycota; Agaricomycetes; Polyporales; Phanerochaetaceae. Gene Ontology annotation, molecular function: protein binding.
ACGCAUGUCGACCUCGCAAUACUGUGCAUGUGGCUUGGUGUGGUCCACACAGAUAGAAGCUUGCCAUUCAUUUUGACGGAUACAUGUUGAGGUGCAUAUACUCAUCUCUUUGUUUUCUCAAGGGUCGCAAUCCUCAGGGCAAAGUAGGGCUAUUUCCUCAGUCAUAUACGACUACGAGACCUUCCGCUGCGGCUCUCCCUGCAGAGUCGAUCAAUCCGCCUACAGUAUCUUUCCCGCAGUCUACCUCGACCCCUCCCCCAGCAAACAAUGGAGCUUUACCCUCAAUCUCACCGGAGAUGUCUCCGGCACUGUCCUCGGAUGAGCGAGAGCGUACCCUUAGCCAUGGGGAGCGGACUAUGCAAGCAACCUUGACCGAUGUUCAGCAAGCAAUUGAGCAGCUUGGGCACACCGGAGGAGAUGCAAGCAGCAUUAGCUUCGCCAGUUCGCAUGGGGACUACUCGGAACAUGAAGACGAAGAUGUUGCGGGCGGCGAAUCUGACAAUGACGCCUUUUCCCAUCGAGGCGUGCGACAACUCCUUGCUGCGCGUGCUCAACAAGAAAUCGAAGAACGACAGGCAAGGCAAGGGACCGGCUCGUCACCGACGACUCCACUACGUCUAUCCCAUCCGAAUGUCGAACCGCCACCGAUCGACUUCGAACUGAGCGAGGAAAGCGACGAGGGGGAAGUUGAUUCGCGACAGACUCAGAGGCGGAGAAGUACGGCUUCGCCUGAUAGGCGUUACUCGUCUCAGUACCCACACAUACCGGAGGAAGAUGAGGCGGUGGAAGAGGCGGAGACACCGGCUCCGACGUCUCAAUCUGCGACACAGAGUGUGCUCACACCAAAACGUGACGAGACAAUUAUGCCCUCGCUCCCUUCAGCCGCCCUCACACCGCCAUCCGCCAUCGCCGAAAGUGAUAACGGGCACAUCGAACCUUCGGAAGACUUCAUUGUCCCUUCGCCCAGUGCUGCCAAGCGGGUCCAUGAAGAACAAGAAGAGGAGCAGCCAGCAACUGCUACUGUUGAUCGGCUCACAUUCCCUAACACUCUAUUUACCGACUCUCCUGAUCUUGUGAGUCUUCCUGGCACUGAAUCUAACACCAACACAAUGCCGACGCCUAUUCCACCUUCCGCACCGGCGCCCAUUGUCGUUCCCGAGGUCCCGCCACCAGUCACAUACGAGGCUGUUGUACCAGCGGUCAUGCCCAAUUCGCUGAACCCGCUGACUCCCAUCUCCCCCGAGCGCGCCUCGUCCAUACCUCCUCCUGUAUCUCCCUCCGCGCUGGGGAGUGCUUCGUCCAUCCGGUCUGCAACGGCCCCUACCGUUAAACCGGCACCUAUCAAAGUUUACGAGCCUGUGCCCUUCGUUGCGAGGUCAGCGGCACCUUCGCCCGGCCGGGUUUCAAUACCAUCUCCGGGUGUCCCUUUGCCAUCACCAACGACCUCCUCUUCAUCUGCUGGAUAUGGUAGCACUAGUGGCAUUCAGCAGACCCUCACACCUGCCACGACUAUGUCAUUCAGGACCGCUGGUGGGGCGACACCUUAUCAGGAGGUUAGCCCGAACGGAAGCCAGUAUGCCUACAAACGGCCAACGACACAUCCCUCGGAGUGGACUGUGGAGGAGGUUAUCGAGUGGCUGAGGUCGAAGGGCUUUGACGAAGGUGUCGUGGAACGGUUUAUCGAGCAAGAGAUAGCCGGCGACGUCCUGCUGGAGCUCGACGCAAACGUCCUGAAGAGUGAAGUUGGCAUUCAAGCCUUCGGGAAGCGCAUCCGUAUCAUAAACGCCAUCGCAGAGCUACGGCGCCCACCGUCUUUCAACGACGACCACCCCAUGCCUGCGAUAGGGAACCAAGGGGGUUCGCACUCCUUCAACUACGGCCAUUCGCACUCGUCCUCGAUGGCGAGCUCCGCGCAACAAUCCUUUGCGAGCAGUCCGAUGUACGCACCUGUGGGCUUUGGCUCUCAGCACGGCGGGUUUAGCCCCGCAGGAUCACAGCGCGGGAUCCCACCGCCGAGCACGACAACGACCGGGUCGAACGGAUUUGGGCCCGAGAGCCCAAGGCAUAUGCCUAUCCCUGACGUCUCGCCCAGUUCGAGCAGGAACGGAUGGCGUGCGUCGGACCCCGGCGUGAUGCCGCCGAUGCCGCCCGCAAUCGCAAGCGAAGUGAACCUGAGUACGCCGCGAAUCAGCGAAGCGAAGCCGAUCGUGCCUACGGAGCCUGUGCCGCAGCCUGCGCCAGAAUUAGUUGGUCUGGGUCUAGGGUUCUUGGAACCACAGCCUGCGUCAAGACCAGAAUCACCUCCAAACUCUUCGAAGGCCGAAUCGCCGAAGGCUCGACCUGGGCACCUCGUACUAUCACAGAGUGACGCUAACCUCAAGGUGAAAGCAGUGGGUGGUGAUGAUACCGAGCCCGAGGACCGCGCUGCGGUUAGUGAUAACGAGUCUACCAAGGUGGACGGCAGGCAGAAGCGGAGACGUCUCUUUGGUCGUUCAGCAGAGUCCGGAUCUAUCAAAGAGAAGGCGUCCUCGUUGAUGGAUAGUGCGAGUCGGCAUUCUAAAGAGCUGAGCCCCACCGUUCCGGCGCAAUCGCCAAGUAUGACUGAGGCCUCUGACGAAGUCGCUCCUAUUCGACGACCAAGCAAGAAGAAAGGGUUAGAGGAGAGAAAACAUGGCGAUCGUCUCAGUUUGUUUGGUGGUAGCUUCUCAGGGACCCUUGGUAAAGGUCGCAAGCCGGUGCCGAAGCUGUCCAUAUCCGAAAAGGGCGAGAAGAGCGAGAAGAGCGAGAAGGCGGAGAAGGCGGAGAAGGCGGAGAAAGCGGAGAAGGUGGAGAAAGCGGAGAAAGCGGAGAAGGCGGAGAAGGCGGAGAAGGAGAAGAGCGAUCAUGAAUCAAUCAUGUCUUCAACGUUCCACCGGAUGAGGCACCCCAGCGGGCGCAAGCCUGUGCGGCCCUCGACCUCAGAUGGGAUCGCGGUGCGGGAGAGGCUGAUUUCCGAGCGCGACUCGGAACCCGAGGAGAAGACACGGGGAAGGCUGCGCUCGUCACCAUCGCUCAGGGGGAAGAGCAAAGAACGCGAUGUGUUACGCAAGCGUACGAACUCAACGGGCGACACUGCGGUACGCUCGCCCGCGGCGAUGGCACAGGCGAUGGGCGCGCCCCCGAUCAAACCAGGUCAAAGUGUCCUCGCGCAGAUUGGGACGCCGGACCACAACGGGUGGAUUAGGAAGAAGAGCGACCAGUUCUCAUCGUGGAGGAAUCGGUAUUGUGUGCUGAAGGGCCCUCACUUGUACAUCCUGAAGAGCAACGACAAGUCGGAAACAAAGAUCAAGGGAUAUAUCAAUGUUAUCGGGUAUAAGGCCAUAGCCGAUGAGAGUGUGGACCCGGGUCGUUAUGGCUUCAAGAUUGUCCACGACCGCGAAAGGAGCCAUUUUUUCAGUCACGAUGAACACUUCGCUAUCCGCGAGUGGAUGAAGGCUCUGAUGAAAGCUACGAUCAGCAGAGACUUCUCGAGUAAGCUGCUUUUCUACCG